AUGCAGAGACAACAGACCGGAAAAGUGAAAGCUUCAAAAUUAAAGAUGACGUCAGCAGCUAAUAUUGGUGUUUCAGCUUCGGUUGAGGUACCAAUCGGCACAAAACAUGUCACUCGAAUUGUAGCGACAAAGAGAGCUCGACAACAACAAUUUCAAAAAAAGAAAUGUACAUCAGUAAAUCAACAAACAUUAAACUCUCCGAUUGAAAUAAUGUCUCAUUUAACUUUAAUACACUCCAAAACUCCUCAUGUUAGAAAAUAUUUUUCUGACGCAAGCUAUAAUCCACAUUAUAAAAUUGGAGUCUGUGGAUUUUUAUAUAAUAAUCAAAUUCAAACUCAAUUGUAUACUAAUGGCACUGACAGUACAAUGUGUGAGGUACUCGCUGCCAUGUUUGCAUUACAAGAGUCGAACAAUUCUUAUAUUGCAGAAACUAAUAAAAACUAUAGGAUAAUUUUAUAUACCGAUAAUAAGAAGGUAUUGUCAUUAAUUAAUGGUCCAAAACCAAGUGAUAGACAUCGUUACUCACAAUUUUUUCAAAUUCGAGACAAAUGUGUUAUCCAAUUAAAUCAAUCUGGACGAAAGGACAUCCAAAAAAGAUAA
This is a messenger RNA of Didymodactylos carnosus, 600 nucleotides long. The record is from the annotation of a GenBank genome assembly. Lineage: Eukaryota; Metazoa; Rotifera; Eurotatoria; Philodinida; Philodinidae.